GUGUCUUAAAGCCAUGUGGGCUGCCCUGCCCUGGUGUUUGAGGGAGGUCAUGGUAGGGACAGGUCACCCAAGAGAAGCAUCAGGAGGGGCAGUCAGCCACGUGAUCCACUAACCCUGGAGGUGGGGGUGAACUAUGCCCCAGACCUAAACCUUUUGUAUAUCAGUGCAUGUACUUUCAGAGCAUUUUUACCUCCUUUAUCUCACUGGAACUUUGCCAUGUCCUUGUGACACUAGACUUUUGUCCUCUUUGGCAGAGGAACUAGAAAUCAGGCUGAUUUUGUCUCCUAGCACCUGGGCCUGCACACGGUAGGUGUUUAAUAGAUGCUUGUGCAGCAGGCCUUGCAGAAAACAACUCCCCUCUCCCUAGUGUACAAGCUGUUCAGACUGGGCUGCAUCUUAUCCCCUGGGGUGUCAGGCGGGGGUCCGGGGACUCCUGGGCCUGCUGCCACGCGAUGAGGGGCCUGAGGUGUGUGCCAGGAGACUUUGGUGUGUACUUUUGUGCUGGUGGCAGUCUAGAGACAUCUGCUCAUGAGUGCUGCCGCCUGUGUUGGGUUUGCCCUUUCUGAAGUGGGGCCUUGCUGACUCUGGAUAAUUGAUGCCUGAAGGAAAGAACCGAGGCAGGUGUUGUAAGACGAGGGAGGACUUUUUGUGUCACCGAGGGCGUCCUCUGUCACUGGGGACAUUCCGGGUCCCUGGGCCCCAUCACUGUCCCUAGGCAGUGAGCUUGUGCUCCGAGCCCCAGGGUCAGUGGCAGAGGGGUGGGGUGUGGGGAAAGGGCUCCACCUGCACACGGGGGUUUCACCUUCGUGCUCAGAGUCCUGCACCAUCAUCACUGGCAUUGUGCCACCUGUGCCCGUUCACAUAGCAGAACUAGUUCUGUGCUUCUGCUCACAUGAAUUCGGUUUGGAUUUUAUCAUUGUAAGAGCUGUAUAAAUAAGCUGUAUUUUCGGAAUUUCAGUUGUUACAUUUUAGGUAAAAACAACAACAGCAGAACAGCAGAAACAAAAAUCCUUUAAGUUGGCCAUGGUGGGUGGGCGUCUGAGGACCUGUCUCCCUGAAGGAGAAGCCAGUUGCUUGGGUUUAGAAGCCUGCAGUGGGCACUUGGGCCCUGUGCCCACUGGAGCUGAGGUUUGCUGUGUCGCCUGCCCUUGGUGUUUUGAGCACCCGGAGGUCCCUGCAUCCUUCUCCCAGCUCCUGGGCUUUGCUGUACUCUCCUGUUGGUCAGUGGAAGAAGCCAGGCUUGUGCUGGUUAGGCUGGCCAGCCGGCUGGCAGGCCUUUCCUCUGGUGCCAGGAGGUCGGUCGUGGUGCGGAGGGCCCAGCUGUCCAGCAUCAAAGGGGGGUGUGUGCGCGUGUGUUUUCAUCCUCACUGUUGAGGUGGCCUUCGCUGUGCUGACAACACACCCUUCCACCAGCAGGGUGGGCACAGGCAGAGCUUAGCUCAGCACUGUGAGAGUGAGCCCGCCUCGAGGGGUCUUCUGCCCCCACCCACCUGUAGAGCCACGGCGGAGCACUGGAUUCAGAGUUCAGCGGCCCCAUGCCAGUGACUUGCUCUGUGGCCUUGAGCUGGUCGCUUGUUCCCGGGCCCCUUUCAGUCCUGACUCUGUGAGUCCACGGGAGCUGGCGGGGAGGGACCAAGCCCUGGUCCAGCCGAGCCUGUGUUUUUCAGGGGCCUGGCAGUUUCCUGGGAACGUCCUGCACUUCCUGGAUGACCCUGCGGGCAGUGACCACUGCUGCCUGCCUCGCCUCCCAAGUCCGGUGCCGGCGGCCAGACGCUGGCACGGGGCCACGUCCAGUGGGCGUUUCCCAUGCGUGUUUCCAUGUGGUCAGGAAACUACUUUGCCUCCCACUUUUUCAUGGGAGGUGAGAAAUUCGACACCCCCCACCCUGAAGGUUACCUCUUUGGAGAGAACAUGGAUCUGAACUUCCUGGGCAAUCGCCCAGUCCAGUUUCCCUACGUCACCCCUGCCCCCCAUGAGCCUGUGAAGACACUGAGGAGCCUGGUGAACAUCCGCAAAGACUCCCUCCGGCUCGUGAGGUACAAGGACGGUGCUGACAGCCCCACUGAGGACGGCGAAAAGCCCCGAGUCCUCUACAGCCUGGAGUUCACCUUCGAUGCCGACGCCCGGGUGGCCAUCACCAUCUACUGCCAGGCAGUGGAGGAGUUCCUGAAUGGGACGGCUGCGUACACCCCCAAGAGCCCGGCCCUGCAGUCCGAAACUGUCCACUACAAGCGGGGAGUGAGCCAGCAGUUCUCCCUGCCCUCCUUCAAGAUCGAUUUCUCGGAGUGGAAGGAUGAUGAGCUGAACUUUGACCUGGACCGGGGCACGUUUCCAGUGGUCAUCCAGGCUGUGGUGGAUGAGGGGGACGGUGUGGAAGUGACCGGCCACGCCCACGUGCUCUUGGCCGCCUUUGAGAAGCACGUCGACGGCAGCUUCUCUGUGAAGCCUUUAAAGCAGAAGCAAAUCGUGGACCGGGUCAGCUAUCUGCUGCAGGAGAUCUACGGCAUUGAGAACAAGAACAACCAGGAGACGAAGCCCUCAGACGAGGAGAACAGCGACAACAGCAACGAGUGUGUGGUGUGCCUGUCAGACCUACGGGACACGCUGAUCCUGCCCUGCCGCCACCUGUGCCUCUGCAACUCGUGCGCCGACACGCUGCGCUACCAGGCCAGCAACUGCCCCAUCUGCCGGCUGCCUUUCCGGGCCCUUCUGCAGAUCCGGGCAGUGAGGAAGAAGCCAGGAGCCCUGUCCCCCAUCUCCUUCAGCCCCGUUUUGGCCCAGAGCAUGGACCACGAUGAACAUUCUUGUCCCUUUAAAAAAUCAAAGUCGCACCCUGCCUCACUGGCCAGCAAGAAACCUAAAAGGGAAACAAGCUCCGACAGCAUCCCGCCUGGCUACGAGCCCAUCUCCCUGCUUGAGGCGCUCAACGGCCUUCGGGCUGCCUCCCCAGCCAUCCCCUCGGCCCCCCUUUAUGAAGAGAUCACCUAUUCAGGCGUCUCAGACGGCCUGUCCCAAGCGAGUUGUCCACUUGCUGGGAUCGAUCGGAUCAUGGAAAGCAGCCUCCAGAAGGGCAAGCUGAGGAGCAAAUCCCCCGACAGCACCCUGCGGUCCCCAUCGUCCCCCAUCCAUGAAGAGGAUGACUCGGAGGCCCCGCCCCCGCCGAGCGGGGCAGGGGUGGCGCUGAGCAGCUCCCCAGAGAGCUUCAUAACGGAGGAGGUUGACGAGACUUCAUCACUAAAGCAAGGGAGCCGAGUGCCAUCUAUCGAGAACGUCCUGCAGGACGGCAGCCCCGAGCCCUGCAGCCGAGGCCAGCCCAGCGCAGCUGCAGACAUCUACCUGCCAGCCCUGGGGCCCGGCUCCUGCUCCGGUGGUUUAGAGAAGUAAGCUGGAUGGUCCACCUCCAUGGAGACGCCCCGCAGCCUCCACACCGCCGGGCCCCCCCGGCCUCCACUUGGUGGCCCCAGUCCUGACCCUGGGGCCGCUGAGCUGACCCCACUCUGAGAGCGUGGCCAGGCUGGCAGCAUGGAGCCCUCAGCUCCCUAGACUUGGCCGAGGGGCUGCCCGGACUCCAGCGUGACCCCUGGCCUCUCCAGUCUGCACGUCCUGUGUGGUCACUGGCUCCGAGGGGCCAUGUGACCCUUGAUUGAAGAGCACAGUUGACCUUCCUCUCUGACAACCCCCUUUUUCUACGGUCAAUGUAUUUAUAAAUGGUACAGGAUGAAGGAUGGCGGCUUUCUGUCCUGGGCGCUGAGCUCUGGGGUUCCUCCCAGUCGUCCUAUGGGCUGAUCACCCAGGUGCAGCCUGACUGGGCCUCACCCAGCCCCCAAGUCUGUAGGGGGCCCGUCAAUGCCCGAGAACUCAACAGAGUGCAGUCUUCACAGGAAACGUCACGGGGGCCUUGUGGGAGGAAAGGAAGUGGGGUCCGAGUGUCAGUCAAUGAAGGAAACAGUGCCUGUCCCCUCCCCAUGUGCGUGUACCCUUCCCCCCCUACGCGGCCCUGUGGGACCACCUCCCACAGUUUGCCCCCCGCCCCCCCCCCCCGGGCGGCUAGGCAGUCAGGCCAGGUCUGGGUCUGGCCAUUAACAGCGGUUGUGUCCAGGGGCCCUUCUCUGAGCCCCACACCUUCUCGGAGGCAGCCUAGCCCAUGUCAUCAGACCCUCCGGGUGGGGGGCUCCACUUGGCCGGUGGCGCUGCUGCCCACCCGCCCCGGGAGGGCCUGAGUGGCUUCUCCGCUCCCUCUUCACCAUGUAGAUGCCACUUAGCGUUUCUCUUUGAUUUGUUCUGUCUGGGACUCCUGUGGUGGAACCUGCCAGGGGAUGAGGGUCCCAUCUGAGGUGACCUCGUCUUUUUUUAAAGAUAAACUUUCUGGGUAACAGAAAGGCAGAGGGGACGCUUGGCCUUGGUGCCCCCGGGUGAGAGCUUCCCCAGCAGGACCUUGAGUCCAGUGGGUGGGUCUGCAGCUCCCGGGUGCAGACACUUACUUUCCUUGCAAGCGGGAGAGCGUCCCGCUUCCUGAGGAGCUGCCCUGGGAAGGACGGUUCUGGGGCGGCCGGCUGCACAGCCUGAGGCUCUGUUGAGUGGGGCAGUCGGGUGUGGAUGACUCCUUUUCCCUCCGGUUGAGCCUGUGAACAGAGGCCACGCUUGGAGCAGCCUGCCCUGGCCCCUUGGCUCCCUGCCUCCCCUCCCCUCCUACCCACCAUGUGUUCAUGGGUGCACGCAUGCCGAUGCACACACACACACGCACACACACACAGGCAGGGCGGCCGUGUCCCUCUCCUCAGCCCUCUCCUCUCACGGCCAGCACCCCGGCCUCUCGCCAUCGAUAUUGUGCCAGUAACUCUGAAGGACAGGGUGCAGACUGGCCUGUCUUGUACUUGCGUGUGCUACCAUUUGAUGUACUCUGAUUGGCUAGUUUUUGUUCGUUUUUACUGUCUAUUUAUAGUAAUAAAAUCAUGCAGCAAUA
Molecule: messenger RNA, 4963 nt
Organism: Globicephala melas (long-finned pilot whale)
Lineage: Eukaryota; Metazoa; Chordata; Mammalia; Artiodactyla; Delphinidae
Source: RefSeq, a predicted model, not a curated record